AUGCUUGCAGACCAGGCAGACCGUGCCCCCAGUGGCUUCAACACAUGCGGCGUGUUGGAGAAGCAGUCAAUGCGUGCGAUGCAGAGCGCGUCGCAGAAAACGGCCUGGAGUGCGCACGAUGCACUAGCCGAGUGCGCAUUGGGCACGCUGGCGACCCUCCUUCUAGUUUCACUUUGCAGCGCGGACUGCUCUGGAGAGGCACCUGCAGCUUUCGAUGAGGUAUGGCGUGCGCUUCUACUGGGCCCAGGGGCCAUUCCCUUGUACAUGCUGGGCACCUCUUCCUGGCCCAUCGCUUCUCUUCUCGCCAAGUGGCAGUCUUUCUGCGGGCACCGAUCCCAGUCGGAGGCCAGCGCCGAGCUGUGCAGACAGGAACAGUCGCAGCAAUUCUUGAUGCACACGGAGCAAGCCGCACAGGAGCAUCUGAUGCCCCUGCUCUGGCAGCCUCGCGAGAAAGCCGGGGCGGCGGAGGUCAAGCUCGGCAUCUUUGUGGCGAGCACGCUGCGCCGCUUGAGCGUGUUCCUGAACAGCGGGCCGCGGGCAGAGCCGGACUUUGCCACGACCUGCCAGGAGGUGAUGAGUGCAGAGGCAGCCGCGCUUCUGCUGAUCCGUUUGUUGGGCCCUCCGGUGUCGCGAGAUCCGCUGCACUGGCCGCGCCUGCUGGAAUUCACCUCGCUCCUGGACGCGCCCUUCACCCGGCUCACCCGGAUGCCUGCGGUCUUCGCUGCCGUGGUGGCCGCCUCCCAGUUCGUGGCCUGGCGCUCGCACGACGUUUUUCUGGACGUCAAGAACUGGGAGGUUCGACGAGUUCUGCAGAAAGCGCUCGCCAUCCAAAAGGACUGCCAGACGGACUGCGACCUGCUACAACAGUUUCACCAGGCGGACGUCGUCCAGAAGCUUUGGCAGGCCGUGAGCUCAAGCAACGAGUUGCCACCGCUUUGGACGCAACUCAGCCGGUGGCUGCUGGGCGGUUUGGACCGCCCCCGUGCAGGUUGCGCGGCAGCUCCGCCAUCUCCUCAGCAAUCGGGCGUCACUGCAUCGCCCGUUUACGUGGCGGUGGGCUUUGGAUCUAUCGACGAGCGCUGGCUGCGGUAUUUCCUGGAUCGUGCCGUGGAUGUGAGGCUGCCGCGGCUCAUUUUUCUGACACCCGAAGCGCGAUGGCUGCUGGCCUGCGAAGAUGUGCGGCAAAGCCGUGACUCAUCGGCGGGUUUGUUGUGCCUUCGCUUUGCCUCGGCCUCUGUAAAGCCGCUGGACGUACACAACAAGGCAAAGUUUUACUUGUUCCCUGUGCUUCUCGCGCUUGGAGUGGACAUCAUUUCAAUUGACUUGGACGUGUUCCUGUUCAAGGAUCCGACUCUCAGACUGUUGGAGACGGUGUAUUGCUCAAAGGCAUCUCCGUUGGAUGUUGCUGUUACAGAUCAUUUUGAUGGCACCUGCUUGAACGCCGGCGUGCUGUUCGUUCGCUCUAGCGAUCGCUCGCUUCUUUGGGCACUGCACUAUAUCCGUUGGAUGCAUUUGUAUCCCUUCGGUCACUACCAAAAUGGUCUGGAUGCGUUCCUUGGGCAUUCGGUCACGGAGCCGCAGAUGAUGGGCACCGAGAACGUGUCUUAUGCCGUGCUGUCCACGGACCUCGAGUACGCAACGAUGGCAGGCUGGACAGGGUCCUGGCAGACGCAGCGGCACCGCGUCCUAUUGCUCCACUUCACCUCGGCCAAUCCGGCUGGCCUGGUGCACUCUGCGAAUCAGGCCAAGCUGCUCCAGCUUUUCAACGCCACGGCACGCCGGCCUGGCGAGAAGGAGCCAGACUUGCGGCGACUUCAGAUGGCCAAGUGGAAGGUCCUUCGUCGCUUGCACACUGCCCCCAGGUGGAAAACUCCCUGCUACGUGGGCAUCCACUCGACGGUGGCUCAGGUGGUGGAGGCGGGGCUCUACGAGGAACUCUUGGCGUAA
Molecule: messenger RNA, 1947 nt
Organism: Effrenium voratum
Lineage: Eukaryota; Dinophyceae; Suessiales; Symbiodiniaceae
Source: the annotation of a GenBank genome assembly